Messenger RNA from Corythoichthys intestinalis (scribbled pipefish), 6355 nucleotides. RefSeq names its product protein phosphatase Slingshot homolog 2-like. The transcript has 15 exons. Gene Ontology annotation, molecular function: protein tyrosine/serine/threonine phosphatase activity; actin binding. The record is from RefSeq and is a predicted model, not a curated record. NCBI's taxonomy places the organism in Eukaryota, Metazoa, Chordata, Actinopteri, Syngnathiformes, Syngnathidae. Gene Ontology annotation, biological process: negative regulation of actin filament polymerization; protein dephosphorylation; actin cytoskeleton organization. Gene Ontology annotation, cellular component: cytoplasm. Bases 213 to 2828 code for a protein of 871 amino acids.
UCGACCGGGGAGGAGCCGUCGAGCCGACGGCGCCGAGCAAUCAAGAGCUGUCCGAUUUUUAAAGGAAGGCGCUUGAAAAGCAGCUCAACGACGAGCCCACAGCCAGCCAUGGAGAGGCGGAGGGGGCCGUGACACAAGACGACGCCUGGUGACGCGCACCUGAUUCCGUCCAUUAUGCUCUCGGUGCUCAGGUGCUGGCGUCCGGCUCGUGAAUGGCGCUGGUGACCGUUCAGCGUUCCCCGACCCCUAGCAACACCUCCAGCCCCUGCGUGUCGGAGUCGGGCAGUGGCGAGGAUGAUCGACGCUCUCAACCUCGCAGUAUCAGUGAAAGCUUCCUGACCGUUAAAGGGGCGGCGCUCUUCCUUCCCCGAGGAAAUGGUUCCUCCACUUCGUCGUCAGCAUCCCGCUUCUCACUGCGUAGCAAACAUGCUGGUGACAUCCAGCAACACCUUCAGACCAUGUUCACUGUCCUCAGACCAGAGGACAACAUCAAACUGGCAGUCCGACUGGAGAGUGCCCACGCCUUUUUGACACGUUACAUGGUAGUGGUGUCCACCAAUGGAAGGCAGGACACAGAGGAGAGUGUGCUCCUCGGCGUGGACUUCAGUCCCGUGGACGGCUCGUGUUCCCUGGGCUUGGUUCUUCCACUCUGGAGCGACACGCUGAUUCACCUGGAUGGAGAUGGGGGCUUCAGCGUGUCCACCGACUGCCGUGUGCACGUCUUCAAGCCCGUCUCCGUGCAGGCCAUGUGGUCGGCGCUGCAGUCCCUGCACAAAGCCUGCGAAGUGGCGCGUUGUCACAACUACUUCCCAGGAAGCUUGUUCCUGACAUGGGUCAGCUACUACCAGAGUCGCGUCUCGUCUGACCAGGCCCGCAUCAACGAGUGGAACGCUAUGCAAGACCUGCAGUCGCACCGCGCCGACUCCCCGGUCCUCUUCUCUGACACGCCCACCGAACGCGAGCUGACGGAGCGUGAGAUCAAGAGCAGCUUGAGGGAGAUCAUGAUGCAGAAAGAUCUGGAGAAUGUCACCUGCAAGGAGAUUCGCACGGAGCUGGAAAUGCACAUGACGUGCAACCUGCGCGAGUUCAAGGAAUUCAUUGACAACGAGAUGAUUAUCAUUCUGGGCCAGAUGGACAGUCCCACACAGAUUUUUGAUCACGUCUUCUUGGGAUCUGAGUGGAACGCGUCCAAUUUGGAGGAGUUGCAGAAUUGCGGAGUUCACUACAUCCUGAAUGUGACCCGCGAGAUUGACAACUUCUUCCCGGGCGUCUUCGAGUACCACAACAUCCGCGUGUACGACGAGGAAGCCACCGACUUGUUGGCCUACUGGAACGACACCUACAAGUUCAUCACCAGAGCCAAGAAAAAUGGAUCCAAGUGCUUGGUGCACUGCAAGAUGGGAAUAAGUCGCUCGGCGGCCACUGUUAUUGCGUAUGCAAUGAAGGAGUACGGAUGGGAUCUGAGGAAGGCCUUCGAUUACGUCAAGGCGCGCCGAACCGUCACCAAACCCAACCCGUCCUUCAUGAGACAGCUGGAGGAGUACCAGGGCAUCCUGCUGGCCAGCAAACAGCGGCACAACAAGCUUUGGCGUUCUCACUCUGACAGCGACUUGUCCGACCACCAUGAGCCCUUGUCUAAAGCGUAUCACCGGCCGCGAGGCCCGGACUGCUCAGCCACCCCGCUGGAAUACUAUAUCAAAAAAACGGCGGGAUUCGGCGCCCCGUCUCGUCCCCUGAGCUCGCCGCCAUGUGACAACGUGCAGCAUCACGCAUCUCGGUCACCCGUCGACUCCCUCGACACGCCCGGUGCGUUGUUGGGGCACAGGGACCGCAUCGACUUCUUAAGCGCCAGGGAGAAAUUUAAAGGGAUGGCGCAGCGACAUUCGUCGACGCCGCCUGAGUUCUUCACCGGGGAUGAGACCAAAAGAAAGAGCCUGAUUCCCGUGCAGGUCGCAGAAUCAAAGCCCGCCGAGCAAUCAGAUGAGUCCGAGCCCAGCCAAUUGGGGGAUGGGGGCCGGGAAGUGGCCAAGCCUGCACAGGAAGUGAAGGAUGGCGAUGUUUUUUGUUCUGGCAUAAAGCAGGAAGGGGAAAAGGAAGAGGAGGAUAAUACCCGUCUCUACAGGGACUGGACACGAGGCUCGGUGCGUCGCGUCACGCGCCAGCUGGAACGGCAGAUGAAGCGGGAUCGCCACACGCAACAUCGCACCCCCUCGCUGACCUCAUCCCCGUCCUCACACCAGGGAAGUCCCGCUGGGGAUCGCACUCGUAUCGCCACGAGGAGCAGCGACUGGCCGGCUAACGCCAGUUUCCUGUCUUCGGAUUGGGGCGGGGCCAUCCUCAAGGAGACGUGGGAGACGCUGCGUGAACUCGGGGCCUUCCUUCAACAGGUGAGCGUGGGCGUGGCCGGAGCCAACGGGAAGCGAGGCGGCGGCGUACGACGGCGCGUCCGAGAGGCGGAGGCUCGCAUCCGCCGGGCCGGCCUGACACCUCCUUCGCUGAUGAAGCGCUCGGCCUCCUUGGCCAAGCUGGGCUGUUUGGAGCUGCUGGUCGAUGAUCUCGCGGACUGGGAACUGAGCCAAGCUGUCGCUGCGCCACCGCCCGCGGAGCCUCUGGUCCACACGAGUGGCGAGGACCCCAAAAAGCAACGCGUCUAUGAUGCCGGCUCUCCGGCCGAGCGAUCGCCUGCCGAGAGCCCGCGGCGGCUCAGAGACUCUCCGUCGCCCUCGCCGCUUCAGCCGCUCUUCACGUCCAGGCAGCAGUACGGGAGGAGUCACCCCGUUAGGCGUCUCAAGAAAACAAACCUCAGCGCCCUCUACCAAACCAUGUAGGCGUCAUUCCCAACACAAAGCCUCUUGCCUUAAACCAGGGGUGUCCAAACUUGGGCCAACUUGAAAAUAUCGGGGGAAAAAAUGGUGGGUUUAAAAUAUUGUUAUUUUUAAAGUCUUAACUCAUUGGCUGCUACUGACAGGAAUAGAUGUCCAAUCCAUUCUGACUCUAUCGCCGUCAAUGGCAGUGACAUGUUUCACUGCCAUUGGCGGCCAUAUCCCUCAAUGCUCGCUACCAAUAACAAAAUUAUCGAGAGGUAUAAGGAUAUUGUAACAAAUAUUGUGUGUGUAUGUGCGCGUCGUGUUUUUUUUUUUUUUUUUUUAACUAUAAGUCGCACUUAGCUUGGCUAGGCCUGCUACGUAUGUUUUUAUUUAUUUUUUUUCGCCGAAAGCAUGCUAUGUUGUUUUUUUAGGCUAUAGUUAUCGGUUUUUACGGAUGUUACGUUACCAGAUACCUAUUUAGCAUUUAACAUUUUAAAAUUUUUGACAUUACACUUAACCUUCAAGUUAGCGGGGGGUUAAUUUAGUCGGUGGAGUUGAUUUCAACAAAUUGCGUUCAAUUAGUUAGCUAUUUAUUUUUUUCGGGGUUCUAGAGUGACUAAGCUAGCGCGAAUCAAUGAGCCCGUCCUAGCAUGCCAAUAAAAAACAACAUAUGCACGCAUGAAAAUCACCCAUGACCAAUAGUGUUGGCUAUGUUUUCAGGAUGAAGUUAUUAAAACUUACCUUCGGAUGUCAAUAAUUGCAGUAUGAACAGCAACAUUUGUAAUCCAUUAGCUCUGUAGUUAACAGGAUGCAGAGUGGAGUGAUAUCUUUUCCAGCGGUGUGUUUAUGUCAUAGCCAGCAGCAAGUAUCCACAGGUUGUAUUGUUCUUUGUUCUUAAUAGGGAAUUUGUGGGAACUCUCAUUUGCCCAUUUCUUCUGUUUGUUUCCACAGCCUCUACAUGCAAAUUUCACUAUGUUGCCGUUCUUCAGUAAAGACUGUAGACUGAUGCUGCAUUCAAGGAAGGUAGGAAAUCGGAGUUUUCCAAACUUCGACCAGCAUAAAUAGAAUUGGAACGCCACUCGAACUGGGGGGCCCUAAUUGCGAAAUCAGUAAAAAAAAAAAAAAAAAAAGUGGCCCAACUUCACGAGUUGCUUCAAUCAGACGUCACACGACAAAAUGCGAUGCCUGUCAAAAAGCAGACUGUCAGUAGUAAAACUAAAUAAGGCAGUUUACAGUGUGGUCUAUUUACCUUAGCCAUUAUUUUUCCUCCACUAUUUGAUCGCUUACAAAAAGCCAUGUUUGCUGGACGUCAACAUGUCUUUUGAUGGCCAAAAUAAAACUCUUAGAACGCUUUGAGGUCGCAACUGGUAUCAUCCGAGUGGGAUAAGUCAGACUUCCCACCUUCCUCGAAUGCAGCAUGAGCACAAGUGGCCAAAGCACUUCUCUCUGUCGUGGUCACAAUACGCAUCUGAAAAAAAUAGUCACGCAGAAAUAAAUGAAUUACGGCAGUUUGGUGUGACAUUGUUUUGGCCGCAUGGGUAUUUUGAACACAAUCUGAAUUUAUUUUACUAUUUUAGAUCUGUUAGUAUCGUUUUUUUAUUGGCAUGCUAGGACGGGACCAUUAACUCGCGCUAGAUUAGCCACUCCGGAGCUUUGAAAUUAAUAAAUAGCCAACAAACUGCACGAAAUGUGUUGAAAUCAACUCCACAAACUAAUUUAACCCCCGCUAACUCAAAAAUUAAGCCUAAUGUCAAACAUUUUGAACUUCCGCUUUAAUGUAUAGUUCUUGGUUCCUAGUAAUUAAAAAUUGCAGAACAGAAAUGUGACUUAUAUUCCACUAUGACUUUUUUUUUUUCUCUUGAUUAUGCAUUUUUUUGGUUGGUUAGACUUGUACUCAGGUGCGACGUAAGAAGUAUAUAUAUGUACGCAACAAAGAGAAAAUGUCCACCAGCAAAAAAUCUCAACCAACAUAGCACAAUUUAUCACAUUGGAUUAUUUUUUUUUAAUAUAAAUCUAUUCAUGGAAAACAAAAUACUGGAAUUCAACUUUCCUGCAUUGAUUGCAACAUGUAGGAUUUUGACCCUUGAGCUUAUGGAGAGGCACUCUUUAAGUGACUAGAUACAGUUAGUGUUAAAGCCUAAAAGUGCAAUAGAAUCUAGGCUGAAUUUAAGCUUCUUGUGCCGGCCAUAUUCAGUUAUAUUUUCAUUAUUUGCUGUGGGCAUAUAAAAACUGGGCUGUAGUUUGGACACCCCUCUUUUAGAGGAUGUUGUAAGGUUAAACAAGCCCAAUGUGAAGCCACGUGUUUCCUCUUCAUGACCUUCUGUAGAUUGCAGCUAAUGUUUGCUGGAAUGUUGGAACGUGACAUCGCGGUCACCUCUGACCCGCGAGUUGCUCUUCCUUUCACAACUGAUCAGUCAGGUCACAUGGUCAUGUUUCAGGCCAAUCAGAAGCAACUUGUUUCAUUUUUUUCCCGUCUUAUUUUGAUGACGUUGUACCUCAGAAGCACGAGAGCCGCACACCUGAAAUGUUCUGCCUCCCCCAUCAAGUGCUGAUGCCAUUCGUGUGUACUGUGUAGCUGGGAUGUCAAUAUUUUGACGUCUGUUAAUGGGUUUUUUUUGUCUCAAAUUUGUGAAACUGUAAAGCACAACUUUUACCUUUUUUUUUUACGUGUGUGUGCGUGAGGCAAGUGAAGCUUCGAUUGUGUUGAGUCAUACAUGCACUUUAAUCCUGUUUUUUUUUUUUUUUUUUGUGGUUUUUACUUGUGAAUGGGGUGUCUUGUGACAGUAGGAAGCAUUUAUGUGUGUGUGGGAAAGAUUAUUUUGUAUUUAAAAAGCUAAGUUGAAAUGUUCUUUUUUACCAUGUCCUUCUACUGUGACCAUUAAAUGGAUGGAAUAUAACAUGUUUUGGGUGUCCUUGCUUCAAAGAGCAGUCACUGCCCUCAGCGGACCUGAGGAUAAAGUGGGGCAAAUAAGUAUUUAGUCAACCACCAAUUGUGCAAGUUCUCCUACUUGAAAAGAUUAAAGAAGCCUGUAAUUGUCAACAUGGGUAAACCUCAACCAUGAGAGACAGAAUGUGGGGGGAAAAAAACAUAAAAUCACAUUGAUUUCUAAAGAAUAAUUUUUCCAAAUUAGAGUGGAAUAUAAGUAUUUAGUCACCUACAAACAAGAUUUCUGGCUGUCAGAGGUCUAACUUCUAACGAGGCUCCACUUGUUACCUCUUAAUGGCACCUGUUUUAACUCAUCGGUAUAAAAGACACCUGUCCAGAACCUCAGUCAGUCAUACUCCAAACUCCACUAUGGCCAAGACCAAAGAGCUGUCGAAGGGCACCAGAGACAAAAUUGUAGACCUGCACCAGGCAGGGAAGACUGAAUCUGCAAUAGGUAAAACGCUUGGUGUAAAGAAAUCAACUGUGGGAGCAAUUAUUAGAAAAUGGAAGACAUACCAAACCACUGAUCGAUCUGGGGCUCCAUGCAAGAUCUCACCCCGUGGCCUCAAAAUGAUAACAAGAACUGCACUGCCAGACCUGUCCCCCUGCUGAAGAAAGUAAA